AAAAAAAAAAAAAAAAUGGCCGAUGAGGUAAGGGAAACAAAUACAGUUGUUGAAGAAAGCGAUGUUAAAGAGGAACCCAAAGUUUGGGAAGUUCUUCCAGACAGCCACCCUGUUGGCAUUAGCAGCGAUGAAGAGGCGCCAAUAGACAAACCGGCGAUCGAGAGCAAUUGGUCAACACCGAUCCUGUCGCUGGCACGGAAGGCGACCGAGACGAUCAGCAGUGGGGUCACCUACGGUGCAGCUUUGAGAAACGCAACAUCGUCGGGAUCUGCCGCUAGCUCUCCUACCAGUCCGACUAAACUAAAGUCUACCGAGAAUGACAACAACACUAACCAAUACCUACCAGUUCUCUCUAUGUCUGUAGCAGUGAAGGACCAUAUGGCUGUGGAGCGCUCCAACCUGUUCAGUAUGAUGAAGCUGAGUAUUAAGGGCCUGAUCCAGUCUUCUCUAAGUUUGGGCAGAACCAUGGACUCUGACUACCCGCCUCUGCAGCAGUUCUUUGUGGUUCUGGAGCAGUGCCUCAAACACGGACUGAAAGUGAAGAAGUCAUUCAUCAAUCAGAAUAAGUCUAUCUGGGGUCCUCUGGAGCUGGUUCAGAAGCUGUGUCCUGAUUCUGCUGAUAUUACCACCAGUGCCAGAGACCUGCCAGGGCUAAAGACUGGGUUGGGUCGGGCUCGGGCCUGGUUGCAUCUGGCCCUGAUGCAGAAGAAGUUGUCUGACUACCUGAAAGCCCUGCUGGACCGUAAGGACAUCCUGGGUGAGUUCUACGAUCCAGGAGCGUUGAUGAUGGAGGAGGAGGGGACAGUGAUAGGAGGGAUGCUGGUGGGGCUAAACAUCAUUGAUGCUAACCUCUGUAUCAAAGGAGAGGACCUGGACUCCCAGGUGGGGGUCAUAGACUUCUCCUUGUACCUGAAGGACCCUAUGACCACUGAGACCACUAAGGAUGAUGCUAAGUUGACGGCCAUAUUGGACCAGAAGCACUACAUCGAGGAGCUGAACAGACACCUGAGCUGCACUGUCACUGACCUGCAGGCCAAGAUGGACUCCAUAGAGAAGACCAACAGCAAGCUCAUUGAGGAGCUGACUGCAGCGACAGACAGGAUUAACUCUUUACGGGAGGAACAGGAAACCCUGAGGCAUGAGAAUGAGACCAUCGUCCAGAGCAGCCAGAAGAAAGAGGAGGCGACCCUGGAGGACAGUGCAGUAGAGCUGGAGACAUACAGACAGACACGGCAGGGCCUGGAUGAGAUGUACAGUGUGGUGUGGAAACAGUACCAGGAGGAGAAGCGCAUCAGACAGGAGUUGGAGAGGGAGCUGGAGCUGCAGGUAGGACUAAAGCAGGAGAUGGACAUGGCCAUGAGGCUGCUGGAGAAAGACACACAUGAGAAACAGGACACACUGCAAGCUCUACGACAACAACUAGACCAGGUCAAAACCCUCAACCUGCAGAUGUUCCAUAAGACACAGGACUGUGAGCGCGAGGCCCAGAUGAAGGAGGAGGAGGAGGGACAACUGGAAGAGAAGAUGAACCAAAUGGAGACCACCAUUAAGGAGAUGGAGCAGAGACUGCAGAACUCUGAGCGUGAUCGUAGACAGAGUGACCAGACAGAGAGAAACAUGAGGACCGAGCUGGAGGGCAGAGUAGACUCCCUGCAGAAACAACUGUCUGACCUGGACACACUGAGGCUGGGUCUGGAGAGUGAUCUGCGCAGUGAGAAGGAGCAGAGACAGGCCAUUCAGAGAGCUCUACAGAGAGAACAGGACAACAGCACUGAGCUACGCACCCAACUACAGCAGAUACAGGGGCUACACACGGAGUUGCAGGAUGUUCGUCAAGAGAAGCAGCAGCUCCAGCAGACCUGUCAGGAUCAGGAGACGGCCUUACAGGACAUGGGCCUACACCUCAGCCAGUCUAAACUGAAGAUGGAGGAUUUCAAAGAGGUCAACAAAGCCCUGAAGGGCCAAGCCUGGCUGAAAGACGAUGAGGCUACACAGUGUAAACACUGUCAGAAGGAGUUCUCUAUCGCUCGCAGAAAGCACCACUGUAGGAACUGUGGAGAUAUCUACUGUAACAGUUGUUCUAAUAAUGAGUUGGCCCUGCCCUCCUACCCUCGACCUGUACGGGUCUGUGACAUCUGCCACUCCCUACUGCUGCAGAGGAGCACCUCUUCCACCUCCUCUUGACACACAAGCAGAUCCUCAUACACACUCCUUCUCAUGCAAGCAAACAGACACUCACACACACUCAAUCUUUCUUCUCUCAAGUCAUUGCAGUGAUCUAGGCUACUGUGCUCAAAGCCCGCAGUACUCUUGGUCAUUGAGAACACAUUUUAAUCCAAUUUGAGCAGGAACAGAUUUGGUGUGAUCUAUAAAGUUCUGUUUUGCCACUUACCUGAAAUUCAGGAUCUUUGGGCACGGUUGACUUUUGAACUGUAGAGGCUUCUACCCUCUUCUUGUGCUAAUACUGCCUUCUCUCUUUUAAACUCAUCUGGGGGGAUUUCACUAAAUAGUGAGUCAGCGGGGCUAAUUGUUCAUUGUUACGAACUAACUCCAUUCCCACCCUCUAAGAUGCCAAAUGAUAGUUGAAGGGAGCCACAGUGUAUUGGAACAUCAGUGUUUGUUGUAAUAUAUGAAUGACCGACUAUGCAACAAUAUCUCAAUUGUGGGAAAAUGUUAGACGAACUGACCUUCAAUAAUAGCAUUGAAAUAGUUCAAGAAAAGCAACGUUGAUUGACUUUAUUAUAGUAAUUUAGAGCAGGAGUUUUUCAUUUAGCUUUGAAAAGGUCUUAGAGCUGAUUUAUAUAGAUAGAAUCAUGUGAAAGUUUCACUUCGUGAGGCAAAGGAACAGAUGACUACAGAAUGUUCUUACCACAUCAUGUCUAUUUUAGAAUGUAUAUAAUGAGUUUUGUGCAUACUAACAGCCAUUUUCUGACCAGUCAUUGGGGUGUGUUUUGAGCAAUGUUUUCUAUCAAGAUAUUUAAUAAAAACUUAUCUGAA
Messenger RNA from Salvelinus fontinalis (brook trout), 2997 nucleotides. RefSeq names its product RUN and FYVE domain-containing protein 1-like. NCBI's taxonomy places the organism in Eukaryota, Metazoa, Chordata, Actinopteri, Salmoniformes, Salmonidae. Gene Ontology annotation, molecular function: metal ion binding. The transcript is spliced from 15 exons. Gene Ontology annotation, cellular component: cytoplasm. Gene Ontology annotation, biological process: regulation of endocytosis; protein transport. Bases 16 to 2184 code for a protein of 722 amino acids. The record is from RefSeq and is a predicted model, not a curated record.